GUCCCCUACCACUGCCCCUCCAGCUGCCACCGCCUCCCCAGCUGCCCUUCCCACUCCCCACACCCCCAGGUUCCAUGUGGGGCAGCCCCGGAAGCAGUCCCAGGGCCAGCUCUGCCACCAGCAGCCUCUCUGGAAAGCUUCUGGCUCUCCCCAAGGCGUUGAAAGCCAAGGGUGGCCCCAGGGAGCCCCCACUUCACUACUGUGACAUCUGUAAGAUCAGCUGUGCUGGUCCCCAGACCUACCGUGAGCACCUGGAGGGGCAGAAGCACAGAAAGAAAGAGGCGGCCCAGAAGGCGGGCACCCAGGACAGUGGCGGCCCGUGUGGGGUGCAGGGGAGGCCGCGCUGCGGGCUCUGUGCCGUGUCGUGCACAGGGGCAGACGCCUACGCCGCUCACAUCAGGGGAGCCAGGCACCAGAAGGUCUUGAAGCUACACACGAAGUUGGGGAAGCCCAUCCCUGCGAUAGAACCUGUGCCUGGGGACUCCAGCUCGGCCAAGGCCACCUGCACCAGCCAGCCGGCCCCCCUCACUGCGGAGAGUCCCCCCGCGGGCUCUGCCAAGCCCACAGCCCCUGCCGGUCCCAGCGCGUGCACCCUGACCAAGCCAGCACUGACCAAGAGACCGGCGGCUUUGAAGGCCACGAGUGUGGGGCCUUCCAAGCCGCAGGUGGCGGGCAGCAGGGCCCCAGAGGGCAAACGGGCACACCCCGCAGCAGAUGGGCCUGGAGGUCCACCUGCCCGAGGAGACUCUGCAGAAGCUUCUGGAAGCUGUGCCUCGCAGCCAGUGGGCCCAGGCUACUUGGAAGAGGUGCGCAACGAGGAAGGCAAGGUGGUCCGGUUCCAGUGCAGCCUGUGCGAGUGCAGUGUCGGGAACGCCACGGCCAGGGACACGCACGUGAGGGGCCGGCGGCACCGGCUGCAGUACAAGAAAAAAGUGAACCCAGACCUUCCCAUCGCAGUGAAGCCCAGCCACAGAGCUCGGAAGCUUCUGGAGGCCAGGCUGAGGAAGCAGAGGCAGCUGAGCAGGCAGCGGCUGGAGGAGAUGCGGCGCUGGCGCCAGGAGCUGUGCAGGAGGCGACUGGAGGAGGGGCCUCAGGCCCCCGAUGAGCAGCCUGGACCCUCUUCGCCCGACCAGCACUCUCCUUCCCUCGCCAGCAGGCCGGGGGCACCGCCCGGCUCACCUCUGUCCGCACGGCGGCCGGAGUCCAGCGAUGACCGGCACGUCCUGUGGAAGCACGCGGCCAUCUACCCCACGGAGGAGGAGCUCCUGGCCGUGCAGAAGGCCGUCUCCCACUCGGAGCGCGCCCUCAAGCUGGUGUCCGACGCGCUGGCUGAGGAGAACUCCGGAAGCCCAGUGCACGCGGGCGGUGAGCACAGUGGUGGCUCCGCCUCCGCACGGGUCCUGAAGGGCGUGAUGCGGGUUGGCCUCUUGGCGAAGGGCCUUCUGCUGCGGGGGGACAGGAAGGUGCGGCUGACCCUGCUGUGCUCACAGAAGCCCACGCGCGCCCUGCUGCAGAGAAUCUCGGAGCAGCUGCCCCAGCAGCUCCCGAUGGUGACAGAAGACAAGUAUGAGGUCUCCUCUGACUCCGAAGACAACAUCAUCAUUUCCUCCUGCGAGGAGCCUGGAAUGAGGGUCUCUGUGUCGGUCACCUCGCCCCUGAUGCGGGAGGACCCUUCCAUGGAACAAGAGAGAAUGCAGGUGCCUCCGCUGGACCCAGGCGACGUCCUGAGCCUGGAGAAGAGCCUCCAGGCACUGGCUGCCCUCCGCCACGCCAAGUGGUUCCAGGCUCGCGCCAGUGGCCUGCAGCCGUGCGUGAUUGUGCUCAGGGUCCUCCGUGACCUCCGCCGGCGUGUGCCCGCCUGGGGGGCCCUGCCACACUGGGCCAUGGAGCUGCUGGCGGAGAAGGCUCUGAGCAGCGCGUCGGGGCCCCUCAGUCCUGGGGACGGCAUGAGGCGUGUCCUGGAGUGUGUAGCCUCAGGGACACUCCUCACAGAUGGGCCUGGGCUCCAGGAUCCCUGCGAGAGAGACCAGAGGGAUGCCCUCGGGGCCAUGACAUGCCAGCAGCGCGAGGACAUCACAGCCAGUGCCCAGCACGCCCUGCGCUUGCUGGCGUUCCGGCAGAUCCACGCGGUCCUGGGCAUGGAGCCUCUGCCACCCCCCAGAAGCCGGCCGGGUCCGCGUUUCCGCAAGAGGCUGCGGGAGGCGAGUGCGGCCCCCGAGGGUGACAUCCAGAGGAAGCAGGGCCGGCCGGGCCAAGAGGGGCCCGCGUGAGCAGCCUCAC
This is a messenger RNA of Lontra canadensis (Northern American river otter), 2280 nucleotides long. RefSeq names its product zinc finger RNA binding protein 2 (gene ZFR2). The transcript is spliced from 15 exons. The coding region runs from base 75 to 2270 and encodes 731 amino acids. Gene Ontology annotation, molecular function: single-stranded RNA binding; double-stranded RNA binding; zinc ion binding. NCBI's taxonomy places the organism in Eukaryota, Metazoa, Chordata, Mammalia, Carnivora, Mustelidae. Gene Ontology annotation, cellular component: precatalytic spliceosome. The record is from RefSeq and is a predicted model, not a curated record.